AUGUCCACAUCACCAGAAAAGGAAACCGCUCCAAAUCCACCGCUGUACGGGCCACGCCUUGUUACCUAGAUUUCUAGAACUUAACUGGCACCACUAACAGUUCCGACAGGCAAUGCAGCUCGCAGGGCAUCCCAGCAAGUGAGAUCAUCGUGCAGCUCUCCCAUAACCUGCUCGAGAUAUUGA
Messenger RNA from Prunus persica (peach), 183 nucleotides. RefSeq lists its product as uncharacterized. The record is from RefSeq and is a predicted model, not a curated record. The transcript is spliced from 2 exons. Lineage: Eukaryota; Viridiplantae; Streptophyta; Magnoliopsida; Rosales; Rosaceae.